Molecule: messenger RNA, 591 nt
Organism: Pteronotus mesoamericanus
Lineage: Eukaryota; Metazoa; Chordata; Mammalia; Chiroptera; Mormoopidae
Gene: HMGB4
Product: high mobility group box 4
Exons: 1
Coding region: 1-591 (196 amino acids)
Biological process (GO): regulation of transcription by RNA polymerase II
Molecular function (GO): DNA binding, bending
Source: RefSeq, a predicted model, not a curated record
AUGAACAUGGCAAAAGAAAUCCAAAUCAGGCCCAAGGUUAAUGUCUCUUCUUACAUCCACUUUUUACUGAAUUACAGAAACAAGUUUAAGGAGCAGCAGCCAAAUACCUUUCUUGGCUUUAAAGAGUUCUCUAGAAAGUGUUCAGAAAAAUGGAGGUCUAUCUCAAAGCACGAGAAGUCCAAAUACGAAGCCCUGGCCAAGCUCGACAAAGCCCGUUACCAGGAAGAGAUGAUGAAUUAUGUUGGCAAGAAGAAGAAGAAACGGAGAAAGCGGGACCCCCAGGCACCCAGGCGGCCUCCAUCAUCCUUCCUACUCUUCUGCAAAGACCACUAUGCCCAGCUGAAGAGGGAGAAUCCGACCUGGUCGGUGGUGCAGGUGGCAAAGGCCUCGGGGAAGAUGUGGGCUGCAAAAGCUGACGUGGAGAAGCAGCCGUAUGAACAACGAGCAGCUCUCCUGAGAGCCAAGUACCAAGAGGAGCUGAAAGCCUACCGCGCACAGUGCAAGGCCAGGAAGAAUCUCCGAGGGUUGGCGAGGAAGCAGCGCAGAGGGUGUGGGCAAACUGAGUCAGCCACAGCUGGUGGAUCCAAUUAG